UCUUGUAGAAAAUAACGCUACUUCAUUGUGCGCAGCUUUUAUGCAAACUACGUUGCAACAAAUUCUAUUGCGCGGUCAUAGUUGCUUUAAGAUACAAUUAAUGUUUACAUUGUUAUGUUAGAAUACACAAGUGACACUUACACUUGCAGUUAUUUAUCUCUAUAGUUUAUUUAUUUGUCUCUACACCGCACCUUACUGCGCAUGAAAGCGCAGCUUUGACUGUCACGUGAGUCGUCUCGUGACAACAGGAAGAAAGAAUGACAACAGUGAGGAUGGUGCUGCUGCUUCUGCUUUGACACUUUUCAAAUAGUCAUUUUUCAUUUGCAGAAAGCAACAGACAACAAUGACUUCUUUUCUAAAAGAAACACAAAGCAUAAAAGAAGCGGUGACUUUCAUCAACGCCAUUGAUGUGAACAAGUUCUCCAGGCUGAUCUCCCGCAUCAUACAAAAGCUUCACCUGAAGGGCGAGCGGACAUUCAGUGAAGAGGAGGAAGAGAAACUUCAGGCUGCUCUCUCAUUGGAGAAACAGGCUCUCAAUCUAGUCCUGGAAACUGCUGCCUUUAUACUUGAGCAGGCGGUGUAUCAUAAUGUAAAGCCGGCCUCUCUGCAGCAACAGCUGGAGGCGGUUCAUCUAAACCCAGACAAGGCUGAGGUGUUCUCCCAAACCUGGGCCGCGGCUGGACCAGAGCUGGUGGAGAAACUAAAGCACAAUACCUUUGCCCCAAAGAAGCUGGAGUAUGUCGGCUGGCAGUUGAACCUGCAGAUGGCCCAGUCCAGCCAAGCCAGACUGAAGUCUCCCAGUGCUGUCCUCCAACUGGGGCUCCGCAAUGAAGACUCUGAGGUUCAGGAAAAUGUCUUUGUUGAUUUUAACCACCAGGAGCUACUUGACUUCUACAACAAGCUUGAAAUCGUACAAGGCCAAUUGGAUACCCUGACUUGAUGCCUGGUGCUCUUUGUACAACAGACACACACACACACACACACACACACACACACACACACACACACACACACACACACACACACACUGACAGCUAUGCCAGCUGUUGGAGGCCUAGAAAUUCCAUUCUUACUCUGAUUUAUUCGAGAAAAAUGUCAAACUUUGAAGGCGUCUUUCCCCUGUGAGCUCCUUUUUAAAGCAGGUCUGUGGUCGAGAGGCCGGUGUGAUCUGACUGUACUUUGAAUUUGUAUGUCUUCAUUAAGGGGUUGGUGGGAGAAACACCUUCAUCAAUAGCCAUUGUACAUUUUCUAUAUCCAGUCGUUAGGAACUAAAUGUUCGAUACGUUCAAAAUGUGCCAAUAGUCAGUGAUCUUAAAAAUGUUUGUACUCUUCAUAAAAAGGAGGUUAAAGGAAAUAAAAUGUUAAUCUGA
Anoplopoma fimbria (sablefish) is the source of this 1370-nucleotide messenger RNA. It is a transcript of the gene commd10, whose product is annotated as COMM domain containing 10. The coding region runs from base 344 to 940 and encodes 198 amino acids. NCBI's taxonomy places the organism in Eukaryota, Metazoa, Chordata, Actinopteri, Perciformes, Anoplopomatidae. The record is from RefSeq and is a predicted model, not a curated record. The transcript has 7 exons.